Molecule: messenger RNA, 950 nt
Organism: Selaginella moellendorffii
Lineage: Eukaryota; Viridiplantae; Streptophyta; Lycopodiopsida; Selaginellales; Selaginellaceae
Exons: 2
Coding region: 355-888 (177 amino acids)
Source: RefSeq, a predicted model, not a curated record
UACUUUCUUCCAAAACCCGAUGCUGGAGGAGGCCGAGCAACUUGGUCCUUGCUCAAAACCCCGGGCUCCUCCUCGUCCGAGCUCCCCUCGAGCACGGUCACAGGUAUAAAGCUAUCGAAACUUUCACUGCAUUGCUAUUCAUCUCAAACGCUAACAUUGUUCUUGCUCUUCGUGAUCGAUCGACCAGGCAAGACCAUAUCCAACUUAUCCGGAGGCCGAGGCAACAUCGACGAUCUCUUGGUGCAAGCCACCUCUCACAGUGGACACACGCGACUUGGCAGAGCCUCCUACAUCCAGAGGAUCAAAACUCGCGGAGGAACCGCUCCAAGCGAUGAGAUUUGCAAAGUCGGCGGCAUGACGCAAGCAGUUCCAUACAAAUCCGACUACGUAUUCUGGACCCAGCAAGCCUCCGACGUCAUCGAGGGACACCACGGCUACAUCGACGCGAAGUAUUCCACUCGGCCACUGUUCGUGCUCUUUGGCGAGGGAUUCCAGCACUACAAGUUUGAUGGCUCGGCCUGGCAGCUCUUCAAUGCCUCCGCGCUGCUUUCUUCGAUUCCCGGCCAGGAGGUGAUUGGCGACCACUACUUUCUCGAGACCAAGGACGCUCGCGGCGGACAACCGACGUGGUCGAGCUUUGCCUCGCCGAGCACCGUGACGGCAAAGCCUGUGAAUACUUUGAGGCCCGCCACGAGCGAUAGUAUUUCUUGGGCGGAUCUCCACGCAACCGGGAACACCGGAGACAAAUACUUUUUCGGAGGGGUGACGUAUGUUCAAAGACGCUCCACGAGGGGUGGUUUGCCACCGCAAGUAUCGAGAGCUCCAAAAGUUGGCGAUGUGUUCCUGUCGCCUUACUCAGCGGUCUACUGGUUCUACGUGUCGAGCUAGUCAAAAACUCUUUUUUCUUGCUUUUGAAAGCACUGAAAGAAACUGUCCAUUGCAAGAGACAA